This is a messenger RNA of Zasmidium cellare ATCC 36951, 804 nucleotides long. RefSeq lists its product as uncharacterized. The record is from RefSeq and is a predicted model, not a curated record. The transcript is spliced from 2 exons. The coding region runs from base 1 to 804 and encodes 267 amino acids. NCBI's taxonomy places the organism in Eukaryota, Fungi, Ascomycota, Dothideomycetes, Mycosphaerellales, Mycosphaerellaceae. Gene Ontology annotation, molecular function: oxidoreductase activity, acting on the CH-OH group of donors, NAD or NADP as acceptor.
AUGUCAGUCUCAGCUCCGGUAGUAGACCCAGCGAAGCUCUUCUCUCUCGCAGGCAAGACAGCGAUAGUCACAGGCGGUACAGGUGGCCUGGGCACGGCAAUGACAACAGCUCUCGCAUCUGGCGGCGCCGACAUCGUGUCCAUCGAGGUCGAAAACGAUCCAAAUCACCAAGUCAUGGUCGAUGCAGUCGCAAAAGCCGGCCGCAAGCUGUCGACAUAUAUCUGCGAUGUGCGGGAUCCCAAAGCGCUCCGGGCCACAUAUCAAAAGCUCUGGUCUGAUGGCGUCGAAGGGGAUAUCCUGUUGAAUUGUGCCGGGGUCCAGAGACGUAAUGAAGCUGAAGACUUUACGGACGAGGAGAUCGAAGCUGUAUUGGACAUCAACCUGAAGGCGACACUAGUCUCUUGUCAAGAGUUCGCGAAGCCAUUGCUGGAGGAUGGACGGCCUGGGAAAGUGAUCAAUAUCGCCAGUAUUAUUUCUUAUAUUGGAGGCAAGAAUAUCACGCCUUAUGCCGGUAGCAAGGGAGGCGUAUUGCAGAUCACCAAGGCUUUCAGCAACGAAUGGGCGGCAAAGGGCAUCCAGGUGAACUGCAUCUGUCCUGGGUACUUCCACACUCCGUUGACCGAGCAGUAUCAGACCGACCCCAAGUACAAAGCCUUCAACGACUAUGUAAUGAUGAGGACUCCGGCGAAGAGGUGGGGAGAGCCUGUCGACCUCUCUGGUGCAGUGAUCUUCCUUGCCAGUGGAGCAAGUGACUAUGUUAGUGGAACGAGUAUCGUUGUGGAUGGAGGAUGGCUAGGAAAUUAG